Molecule: messenger RNA, 1926 nt
Organism: Pisolithus orientalis
Lineage: Eukaryota; Fungi; Basidiomycota; Agaricomycetes; Boletales; Pisolithaceae
Exons: 3
Coding region: 192-1745 (517 amino acids)
Source: RefSeq, a predicted model, not a curated record
UCACUGAGUGGUCAAAGCGAGGGGCAUCAUCCUGGCUCUGCACUGUGGGGAUGCCCUUACGACGCGUCGACAGCACUGCCUGCCCAGGGACUGUAUUUUACUGGGUGAGAUUCCUUAGACCCGCUGGACGGCGGCUUCUGCUUCUACAACGAGACUUGUGGUAACACGUGAAUAGAUACGUGUGCGCCACAAUGAAUCCACACGACGAUGAAGUUAGAUAUUGGCGUGACCUCGCCAUGCGGCGGGGACACGAGGGACUCGACCCCGAUUACAUUAACAGUGCUAUCAGGGACAUAUACGAAAACAACUUUCGCCGCAGCGAUCAUGAUAUUCAUCAAACCAGGCGAUCUCGUACCCCGCAUCCUCAUCAAGCUUACACCUCUCACAUCCCUCGUGCUCAUACCUCGCGCGGAUAUCGUGGCGACGAACCUCAUCCCCGUGCCCAGAGUCAAACUCGUGCUCCAUUCCUGAGACCAGUCCCACUCCCAGAAGAGGUGGUAACCCCUGUCAUUCCCCCCAGUACCCCACGUGAUCAUCCGUCAUCUACCUGGACAGACUAUCCCUACUCGGGAAUCCAGCUUCAUCCGCUAUUCCAACCUCCGUAUCUCCGCCCACCACCGUCUUUCCAACAACAGCCACACAGCUCGCAUAUACCCGCGUAUCAUCGAGUGACAGAGCUCAACUCUGCCCGCCCUUCGCACACACACCAGCCACCUUUGAAUGAAGGAAUUCGGAUCAAUCCGGAACCAAUGCUAUCGAAUUACCAAGCACCAUGGCAUCCGCCAUUCGACCAUAACACGCCAGGGACGUCGCAAGUACCGCAACCACCCCCUGCACCCACCUCCGGGCUAUAUGCGUUCCAUAUUCCUGCUCAUUCACUACCCUACCCACGCCCAUACCCCUAUGUGCCAGCGAGAACGUUCCGGACCGGAAAUACCGGAUAUGGACAAACGCCCGGAUCGGCACCUGCACCGCCCCCGGCCUCAGCACCGGUGCAACAACCACCUGGUCCGUACAUGGCAGGCUAUUUAUCGGGUGGAUGGCCUCUCUCUGGUCCAUCUCCGUGGUUGCCUCCGUUAGCACCGGGCGUUGCACCCGGUUCAGAGAGCGUCCCACAGUGGAGUCCUGGAACCUGGCCACCAUUGCCGUGGCCCACUGACGUUCCUGUCCGACUCGCCCCAUGGCUCAUUCCUAAUCCUGUAAAUCCCGGUGUUCCCCAGAUAGAAUGGGAUGUGAGUACACAUCCCACCACAGCUCGACGUGUCACCGGUGCACAUAUUAUCCUACCCUUGGACUCGGGAGGGGGUGGGAGCACGGGCACUGGAAUAGAUCGCGAACCAGCGACACUACCUCCAUCCGAGAGAAUAAUUGUGCUAUGUGACGUUGGCUGGAUCAGCCAACUCUGGGGCCCGAUCGUCAUCGAACGACCGGGAGGAAGAGUCACGAUUCGUGACCUUCUCGAACGUAUAUAUGCGUUCUUCCAAACACACCUUACAGCUGCUGAAGUCGAGUAUAUCUCCUCUCUAGAACCAAACAAUUAUGGUUUGCUAGUAGACGCUUACCAGAGGAGGACGACGCAGAGACGUUUGGGUGUGUUGAGAGAUUGGGAGUGGAGGGAGGGGAUGCGGCGGGUGGAUUGUCUUCAGGAUCGGAGGUGGUGGUGGGGGGUGUGGGUGACCUAUAAUUCGGAUGAGACGUGGCAUUUAAAUUUGGGAUUCAUGAAUCCUGCACACCGGAAUAUAUAACCGGUGUUUUCAUGGGGGUGCAUGCGUACCUGUGCUAUCAUCUGUGUUGAGCAUACACCACGAUUCGCCAGGUAAGUCAUCAGACUUUCAAGCAUGAACGGGGACGACUGACAAAAAUAUUAAUCGAGGUGCAUAUGAGCACUGGACAGUCGUCACGCGAACAGGUUGAGCUUCUGGCAGG